Messenger RNA from Echinops telfairi (small Madagascar hedgehog), 951 nucleotides. RefSeq names its product MAGE family member H1 (gene MAGEH1). NCBI's taxonomy places the organism in Eukaryota, Metazoa, Chordata, Mammalia, Afrosoricida, Tenrecidae. Gene Ontology annotation, cellular component: nucleus. Gene Ontology annotation, biological process: negative regulation of transcription by RNA polymerase II. The record is from RefSeq and is a predicted model, not a curated record. The transcript is spliced from 2 exons.
AUGGCAUUGGUUAACCGAAUGUUUAGACGACAAGACGUGCCUCUGGGACUGAAGAGCUGGUGCCGCAGUAAUGCAAAGGCUGCCGCAGAGAAUCGCAGCAAUCGCAAAAUCCAGGCCUCAGAGCCCUUGGAUACCCUGACAGUCCCCUCGGUGGCCGCUUGCACCCAUGAGGAUUAUCUGAGCGGCCGUGAAGAAGACCCUAACAUCCCAGAGGCUAAAACCUCUACCACACCUGAAGAAGCAUCCAACACUGCUCAAGCACAAAAGGCCUCGGUGGCCCGGAGCAAUUAUCAGGGGACCAAGAAAAGUCUCCUGGUGUCCAUAUUAGCACUUAUCUUCAUUAUGGGUAACAGUGCCAAGGAAGUCUUGGUGUGGAAGGUGUUGGGGAAGUUGGGGAUGCAGCCUGGCAGGCAGCACAGCAUCUUUGGAGAUCCAAAAAAAGUCGUCACUAAGGAGUUUGCUCGCAGAUGGUACCUGAUUUAUAAGCCAGUGUCCCCCAGCCGUCCCGUGGAGUACGAGUUCUUCUGGGGACCUUGAGCACACGUGGAAUCCAGCAAGCUGAAAGUUAUGCAUUUUGUAGCAAGGGUGCAUAACUGAUGCUCCAAGGACUGGCCAUGUAAUUACGAUUGGGAUUCAGAUGACGAUGCAGAGGUUGAAGCUAUCCUGAAUUCAGGUGCCAGGAGUUACUCAGGACCCUAAAGGAACUUAGGGCAGUCCCAUGGGAGUGAAAAACAGUCAAAAGUACCCCAAGGAGUAGAUCUCUGGACUCUCAGUUAACAAUACCGGGGCUGGGGAGGGGGGACACUGUUUUGCUAUUUGUUAUCAGUGCUAAUUAACUGCAGAAUAGAGUAUUUGUUUGUAUAUUGUAUAUUUGUAUAUUCAUUGUACUGUACUAUUGGAAUAAUAUGUUUAAAAUAUAAUUGUAGAAGAGUUUUUUAAUUGAGUCAUUUA